Callorhinchus milii (elephant shark) is the source of this 27708-nucleotide messenger RNA. RefSeq names its product spectrin repeat containing, nuclear envelope 1b (gene syne1b). Bases 321 to 26801 code for a protein of 8826 amino acids. Gene Ontology annotation, cellular component: membrane. Lineage: Eukaryota; Metazoa; Chordata; Chondrichthyes; Chimaeriformes; Callorhinchidae. Gene Ontology annotation, molecular function: protein binding. The record is from RefSeq and is a predicted model, not a curated record. The transcript has 146 exons.
GGUGGAGAGACUCCGGGACUUUCCUUGAAUAGUGACAGAUCCACAGCUGCUGUUGAUUGCCGUCAGUUAGCAAAACGGUCUGACCGGGGCCUGAGACAUUAGAAAAAAAGUCACUUCUCGAAAGGAAGUUAGAAUUUCUACAUUAUUUUUUGAAAGCAAGGCUUUCAUUGGGUGCCUGCCUGCAGUGACUCAACUUAGCCUGGUGUGUGCUGCAGGGUGGUUCAAGGACGUCUUCUGAGGGAAGUAGCCUGAACGUUUCGUAUUGAAUGGCACAGUAGAAAAAUUCACCCGAGUGAAGGCUGAAUGUAACAAGUGCAAACAUGGCUACGCCGCGACAGUUUGGGAGAUCCACCAGGGACAUUGCCAAUGUGAUGCAGAAAUUGCAAGAUGAGCAAGAAGCUGUGCAGAAGAGAACUUUCACCAAGUGGAUCAAUUCUCAUUUGGCCAAGCGCAAUCCGCCUAUUGUGGUCAAUGACCUGUUUAUAGACAUUAAAGAUGGGGUCAUGCUACUUGCCCUGUUGGAGGUUCUGUCUGGACAGAAACUGCCUGGAGAGCAGGGCCGCAAGCUAAAGCGCAUCCACUGGGUGAGCAACAUUGGCACUGCCUUGAAGUUUCUGGAGGGUCGACGGUCUAUGUACAGAGGAUCACCGAUCAAACUGGUGAACAUUAAUUCGACUGAUAUUGUCGAUGGCCGUCCGUCAAUUGUGCUUGGUUUGAUGUGGACCAUCAUUUUGUACUUCCAGAUUGAAGAAUUGACAAGCAAUCUGACAUUACUUUCGUCACUGUCCAGCAGUACCUCCUCUGUGGACAGCCAGGUCAACUCUGAAACUGCAAGUCCACCAUCCAAGAGGAAGGUUGUCACUCCGUUUAAAGGAAAUGCCAAGAAGGCGCUUCUGAAAUGGGUGCAGUACACAGCAGGAAAGCGGGCGGGGAUUGAAGUGAAAGAUUUCGGUCCGAGCUGGAGGAGUGGUUUUGCCUUUCACUCGGUUAUUCACGCUAUUCGACCAGACUUAACAGACUUAGAAAAGGUCAAGAGUCGCUCGAACAGGGAAAACCUGGAUAAUGCUUUCACCAUUGCUGAAUCUGAACUGGGAAUUCCAAGGCUCUUGGAAGUUGAAGAUGUUGAUGUUGAUAAACCAGAUGAAAAAUCGAUCAUGACCUAUGUAGCUCAGUUCUUGAAGCACUAUCCAGACCCUAAGGGCACAAAUGAUGGCGUGGAAGAAGAUCGAGAGGACGGAAUAAUGCAGAGGGAACUGAAGGCCUGGCUGGAACAAUUCGAAAGGGACCUUAAAAGGGUUCAAGUAAGCGAAGCAAGUCUGCAAGAACGAUACCUGAUGUUUAGAGGUUUUCGAGCACAAUAUGACAUGAAGAAGAAGUCGACUGAGACCCUAAUUCAACCGUUACAGAAAGAUGGGAAGCUGUUGUUGGAUCAGGUCAUGGUGAAGCAAGCGUGGGAGAGAGUUACUGCUAGACUUCAAGAAUGGCACAUUCAACUGGACAAAUCACUCCCUGCUCCCCUGGGGACCAUAGGCGGCUGGCUGCACAGGGCAGAGGCUAUUCUUGCAGAAGAAAUUGUAAUACAGGAAGCCCACGACGAAACAGCCAACAUCAUCCAAAGGAAAUUGGAGCAACAUAAGGAUGUGAUGAAGGUUUUAGAGAGUCAUCGACAGGCAUUCCAUCAGAUCCACAGGGCAGGAGCUGUAAACAGGAUCCCCAUCCCACCUGAGCAACUGGAAGAUAUGGCAAAAAGAUUUCAUUUCAUUACAACUGCAUCCACACUCCAUUUAACCAGACUGGAUUUUCUGGAGUUGAAGCAUCGUCUCCAGGCAUUCCAGGUUCUCACCGAGACCAAACUCAAAUCCUGGAUCAUCAAGUAUGGCAGAAGGGAAUCUGUGGAAGUCAUCCUGCAAAAUUAUAUUUGCUUUGUUGAAGAAAAUAAAUUUUUCGAGCACUAUGAGAUUACCUUCCAGUCCCUGAAGCAGGCAGCUGAUUUGUAUUCACAAAUUGAAGAUUCAGCUGAAGAGCGGGAAGGCAUCAAUAAGUUCCUGAAUGAAUCAGUGGUGCAGUGGCGGAAUCUAUCUGUGGAGGUGCGUAGUGUCAGAAGUAUGCUUGAGGAGGUCCUGACCAACUGGGACAAGUAUAGCGGCACUGUGGUGGGUCUGCAGGCCUGGCUUGAAGAUGCAGAGAAGACGCUGAACAAACCAGAGACUGCCAAGAGGGAGUUCUUCAGGCACCUGCCACAUUGGAUCCAACAGCACACAGUUAUGAAUGAUGCAGGCAAUUUCCUCAUUGAGACGUGUGAUGAGUUGGUUUCCAGGGACCUUAAACAACAACUGCUGCUAUUGAACGGACGCUGGAGAGAUCUUUUUGUGAAAGUGAAACAUUAUGCCCGGGCAGAUGAAGUGGACAAAUUGAAGAAGGAAUAUCUGGAUGGAAUUACUGCUCUGAAAACCUUUGUAGACACCGCAAUUGAAAAACAAGUUGCAUCUCUGGAAGUGUCUUUCCCGAAUAUCAAGACUUACAUUCAGGAAAUGGAGGUAAUAAAACAAAAGGUGCCUGUAAUGGAAGCCCACUACAAAUUGGUCUCCAAGACAGCCCAGCAGCUAACAAAGGACACGCCACAGGAUGAAGUAACACAGAUGUUGGCUACGAUGUCAAACAUUAAAGAUCAGCUGAUAAAAGUUAGAGAACGCUGCCAGAGUUUGCUCCUCGAAGCUCAGCAGUUACUGACACCUUUGGAAAAACUGGAGACUGAAAUGACAGAUUUCCACGAGUCAUUUAACCGAAGCAAUCAGAUCAUUUCUUGCGAAAAUGAAGAGAGCCAGUCAAUGGAAAGCUUGAAGAAGAAGCAUCAGGAACUGACAUCUUGUCAAGAAAUCUGCAAAAAUGCCGUGAUUCUGGUUGAAAAGAAUAUGGAGGUUGUACAGAAACUGUUAAAUGGCAGCAAAGUAAUGAAGCACCUGGAUGCGACUGUGCUUCAAAAGAAGCUCCUUCAGAUACAGACUGGUUUUCAGAACAUGAUGGAGAAGGGAGCGAAGUGGAAAAAGCAAAUGGAAGCAAACAGCAGCCUAAUGAAGAGAUUUGAGGACUGCAGGAAAGAACUGGAAAUGAUCUUGGCGACUGCACACAGAGUGCUGCAAGAAAAGGGCAACCCGGAACAGCUUUUAGGAAAACACACGGAUUUCUGUGCCAAGUUGGAUCAGAGAGUACUGAACUCUUUUCUGAAGGCCUGUGAUGAGCUCACAGACAUCCUGCCUGAGCAAGAGCAGCAGAGUCUGCAGGAAACUGUCCGCAACCUACACAAACAGUGGAAGCAUGUUCAGGCCGAAGCUCCCUACUAUUUGCUGCGUCUUCAGAUCGAGGUGGCAAGAAACAAACUUAUCGCAACAAUGGAAGAGUGUAAAUCAGAACUGGAUCGGGAAAGAAAAUGCUUAAACAACACAAGCAGUGAGCAGCUUGUUAGGCAGCACAGGGAUUUUUUCAGUGAGAAAGGAAAACACCAGUGGUGUGUGAAACGGGUUCAGGUGAUUGGAGAGCUCUGCCAGAAACUCCCAUCCGGUCGAGAGAAUGAAGCUGUCAGAGAAAAACAGGAAGUGGACAAAAAAUCUCUGAGAGACCUUAAAAGCCUCAUUGCCGCAACCUACGAAAUGUUACUAGACCAACCAGAUAAAUGGAAGGAAUACACGUCCAGAUAUUCUGAUCUGUCAAAUUGGGUGUCGGCAAAGGACACAGAGCUGACUGCGAUCAAACAUGAAGCCAGGAAUCACAACAAGUAUGGAGAGUUGAAAUCUGGACUGGAGGGAAUUGAGCAGAACACCAGCAAAAAGAAGGCAAAGCUUAACUGGCUGAAAUCCAAACUCGCUGCACUGACAGAGGUCUCCUCUGAGAAUGAGGUGAAAAAGCAUGAUGAAGCCCUGUCCAAACUAACAGCUGAAUUCAAUGAAUUCCAAACACACAUUGCUGAGACCGAAAAAAUGCUGUCAUCUGUUGGUGAAAGCAUCCAUCGGAGAGAUAAAGUUCGGAGUGCCCUGGAGGCUCUUAUUAACUCUCAAAAACAACUGCAAGCUGAGGUUGACAGCAUCCUGGAUUCAGACAGUCUGGAAGAGGCACAGCAACUCAGACUACCUCAUCAGCAACAACUGAAACAAUUCACCUCAAAGUGUCUGGACAUGCAGCAUCAGAUACUUCAGGAAAGGGAGUCGCUGGCAUCAGAGGAAUUGAUGGAAUCAAUGCAGGAGGAAUUCCAAAGCCAGGAAACUGCUCUGGAUUCAAUGGAUCAAAGCGUGGAGGAACAAGAGAAACAACUGGAGGAGACAUUGCUUCAAUGGCAACAUUUUGAGGAUGAGAUAGGAGCAGCAAUGAAGUUCCUGAAUCGAGCUGCAGCUUCCGUGGACAGCGAUCGUUCCUUCAGCAGCAUAGAAUCUCUGAUUACAGAGAUUGAGCAAACAAAAGAAUUUUACACAGAUGGUGAAGCGAAGGCAGCUCAGGUUGAAGACCUAUCAGAGAAAUGUUCAGAAAUGCAAAUCGGUCCAAAGAGUAAGCACUCCCUCCAGGAGCAAGUGAGGCUGGUGAAGGAGAAGACUGAGAAAGUCCUGAAAUCCUUGUUGAAUGACGUCAAAAAAUUAGAACGGGUUGAAAACCAGUGGGAAGCCUUUAUAAAUACCUGUGAGAUGUUGUCUGCCUGGACGGAAGAAAAGGAAAAAGAGCUGGAUGCUUUAGAGGGGUCAUCUUUUCCACCGGAGAAAAAACUUUCCCAAGUUAGGUGUAUUCUUAAAGAAGUUAUUGAUAAGUCAAAAGAAAUCGAGAGUUUAGAAGAAAGCUCGCAGAGCUUUUUCAAGUUUGUCACCACGGGAGAAAUCGUGCAGAUGAAGGCUCGGGUGACGCAGAUCAGGAGACGGUGGGAGAAUGUCUGCGAACAUGCCCAAGAGUUGGAUGGUAAAGUGGGGGAAAGUGCCUCACAGCAGCAAAAACACAAUGAAGACCUCAGCAAGGCUCAGCAAACACUGACUGAAAUUGAGGCUAAAUUGACAGGCGCAGUCACAAAGUGUUCCUCAGCAACAGAAGCCAAUAAAUUGGUGCAAGGGCACAAGGAGCUCUGUCAGGCUGUUGAACAGAUGGAAAUCACCAUAGCAGACCUCUCAGCAAGCACCCGCAAAGUCAGCAACCAAGAAAAAGCUGCGGAAGAGCUGUCCGCUCUGCAGCAGAAAUACAAACAGAUGCAAGAACAAGCUAAAGCAAGACGGGGAGAACUGGAAAACCUAUUGUCCCUCUGGCAGAAGUAUGAAAGAGACCUGCCCAACUUUGUCUCCUGGUUUGAAAGAUGUGAAGCUGUUCCGAACUCGUGGUCACCGUACAUUUCUGCUGACCAAACCAAACUGCAAAAUGAAGUACAAAGUUUGAAGGAGUUUCAGUCUGAGGUAACAUCGCAGGAGCCUAUUCACAGGAGUCUUGUGACUCAGAGUAAGGCCUUGUACCCAACCACCUCAGAAGAGAGUUUCAAGACGAUUAAAGCAAAUUUGCAACAGCUGGACGAGAGGUUGCAGAGUCUCUCAUACACCGUCAAAAAAAGGAUUCGUUUCCUGGAGCAAACGAUUGAAAACCAUCAGCACUUUGACAAAUGUUUGCUACAGUUUUCUUAUUGGAUUGAACGCUUUCUUAGUGGUUUGCAGACAACCUCCGAGAUUAGCUUCACAGAUCUGCAGCCGGCUUUGAAUCACAUAAAGGACCAAGCAGGAGCUGUUGAACAACAAAGUGCUGAACUGCAAAACUUGAAGGAUCAGGUAGAUCAGCUGUGCUCCACUUGUGAACCAGGAGCACACCAGCAGCUCUUCGGCAGGACCGAGGAGUGCUUCAGGCUUUUCCAGGACGCCAAUCAAACUGUGGAGCGAAGGAAAGUGGCCCUGAAAGAACUAGGUUCUUUCCUGGAGAUGCACAGGAUGGCAGGAAACGUGCUUCGCAGAAUAAGAAAGACUGUCAAAACUGCAAGCAACUGGGACAAGGUCAAGACUGAAUUACUGGAUAAGGAGCUUGGUGACGUGACACCAGACAUUAAACAGUUGGAAUGCCAGGCUGCAGUGCUUGAUGGUCUCAUGAGUAAAGCUCAGUACCAUCUGAAGAACAUCAGCUCAGAAUCCAGGAGCUCGUGUAAGGCUUUGGCUCAGGAGCUGGAGAUGGAACUGGAGUCUGCCCAAAAGCUUCUUGGUACUAAACAAAGUGAAGCUGAAGCCCUCAACUUCCUGUGGAAAUCGUUUAAAGAACGCAAAGAAAAGCUGCUGAAAGCGAUCGAAGAUGUUGAAGAAAAAGUGGACAAAGCGAGUUUCAAAGAGGUCACAGCUUUGCAGCACAGGCUGAGGUUCUUUAACCAGCUAGAGGAGGAACUCAACUCCCAGCAACUGGAGUUACAGUGGCUGAAGGACAAAGCAAAACAAUUGUCCGAGAAAGAUAAGCCUUUGGCCGCUGAAGCUGAUAAAGAAAUUCACUUAUUGGAAUCAUUGUGGAACGACGUGAAAAAACUCAUCAAUGACAAUCAGGAUCAAUGCAGUUUUCUGGUUACACUCAUGAGGAAGUAUCAAAGCUGCAAAUCUGCUAUUGUAAAAGUGGUUGAAAACGCCGAAACUGUAGCUGUGAUAAAAUCCACACUUUUGGACCAAGAAGAUACAAAGAGAACUUUGACGAGGCAUGAAGCUGUGAAGGCAGAGUUGAACAGCAGCCAAGAACAGCUGGAUGAGUUUACUUCAAAGGGGAAGCAGUUACUGGCUGAACUGAAGAAGAUCCAUGGUUUUGACCCAAUUUCAGCCAAACAGGAGCUGGAUAGGGUCGUGGAUCAGUGGCUAGAUGUAUCUGAAAGGCUAGAUGACAACAUUGAACGAUUACGAUUAAGCCUUGCAUUGUGGGAAGAUGUGCUUCACAUUAAUGAUGAGGUUGAUUUUUGGUCCAACAGUUCUGUCUCUGAACUGAAUGAAACAAUGAACAACUUGAAUGAUAGCCAGCGUAUAGAAACAAGACUAAUGGAGUUCCAGUCUGAGGUUAAAAAUCAAGAGCAGAAACUGGAGACCCUACGUUCUAAAGUCUCAGAACUGACACAGUUAUCAAAAAGUCACGUCCCUCCUCCUUUGCUACAGGCAAUGGAAACUGAGGUACAAAACAAACUGGAACAAGCUCGGGAAGUGUCUGAGAUGGCUAAAGAGACACUGAAAGAGUUUAAUACACAGAAGAAUCAGAUGGAGAGUUACAUAACUAAGCUAACAGAUUGGUUGCAUACAUUGGAGGAGUCACUGUCCACUUGUAUCAAUAGCCAGGAUAUGGAAGACCUAAAGAAAGCCAAGGAAAUACACAAAGAACUCAUUGGCCAGCAAAGCAGCAUUGACUCAGCCCGGGAGAACCUCAACAGCCUUUGUCGCAAAUAUCACUCGGCAGAAUUGGAAGGGCUUGGGAGCAGAGUUACGGAACUUAUCAAGAAGUACGAGUCUGUGAACCAGCUGUCAUCAAAAACACAAAGCGGCCUGCAGGACGCUCUCGAGACACACUUUAAUGACUCCUUGCAGGAGUUCCAGCAGUGGCUUUCUGACGCAAGAGGAGCAGUAAAGGAAUGCAGUGACCAGUCGGGAGACAUUUGCUCCACAGAGGAGAAACUGCUCAAACUCACGGAGUUCCUGAACAGUGUGAGCGUGGGGCAGGACAAACUGGAUAGAACAGUCACUGAAGGAAAUAAGUUGGUACUGCACUUGCCCAAACCAAGUGCUACCCAGGUUGAACAGCAGAUGGUGAAUAACCAGCAAGAAUGGCAGAACUUCCUAACUUUAUGCCGUCAGAACAAGGGCAUCCUGCAGGAUUGUGCUGAAGAGCUCAACAGGUUUGAGAGCUCUCACAAAAAGCUGAGUCUCUGGCUCCAGGAGAUGGAAGAAAAAAUGACCUCCGAGUCCCUUAAAGGUAAUAAACCAAAUGUCCCAGAGAAGCAAGCAGAGGUGGAGUGGAUCGAAGAUUUUCAUGAGGAACUUCAAGGAGAGAGGGAUUGCUUUGAUAAUUUGUGCCAGAAGGCUCAAACUUUGAAUGAACUGCGCUAUGGAAAUGGAAGUGAAGUACGCCAGGCCUCUCAGCUGAUGUCCCAAUACCAGAUCCUGGGCAAAACUGUGAAAGAGAAGCUGCGAACCUGUCACUUGGCUCUUCAGGAGCAUCAGGCCUUCGAAGAAAUCCAGCAGAGCACCUGGACAUGGCUGAAAGGAGUUCAGGACAAGCUCGUAACCAUUGAGAAAACCACUGGCAGCAAAGCCACAUUUGAAAAACAGCUGCUUCAGGUCCAGGAAAUCCUAUUAAUGAAAGGGGAAGGAGAGGUGAAGCUUAACAUGGCCAUUGGCAAGGGUGAAAAGUCUCUGAAGAUCAGAAAUGAGGAAGGGCAGAAAGUCAUCCAGAGCCAACUCCAGACAUUGAAGGACACAUGGGCAGAUGUCGUCAGCACCUCUGUGAAAUGUCACAGCCAUCUGGAAUGGGUGGUUGCGCAGUGGAACAGCUACCUGGAUGGCAAGAACCAGCUGCAGCAGUGGAUGGAAUCCUUGGAGCAGGAAUUGAGCCUCGAGCUACAGCAGCAACCAGACCUGAAGGAGAAGCUGUCUGAGCUGGAGAGGUCGCAGAGUGUGUUGGCCGAUGUAGAGAAGCACUCUAUCAUGCUCAACCGGUUGAUUGAAAAGGCCAGGGAGCUUCUGGAGAAAACUGGUGACCCAGCUUUUGAGGAGGACGCACAACUCGAGAUGAGAACCCAGUUUGCUGACAUUGUUGUGGUUUCCAGGGGAAAAGUUAAAAAGCUGGAGGAUAAUGUUCUGGAGCAUCAGGACUAUCACAGCGCUGUGCAGGAGCUAACAGACUGGCUAAAUUCUGCCAAAGAAGAGCUUCACCGCUGGUCUGAUAUGUCUGGCGAUUCAGCAGCUUUACAAAGAAAACUAAAGAAGGUGAAGGAACUGAUCAUUUCCAGACAGAAUGGGAAAGCACGUUUAGACAAAGUGGCGAGCCUGGCUGAGAGAGUGCAGCAGAGCACAGCAGCCGGUGGGUGUGAGGCAAUAAACAGAGAGCUGCAGGCACUGCGUUCUGACUGGCAACAGUGGGAAGAGAGCACCCUCCAAACCCAGAGCGGCCUGGAGAUGAUGCUCAGCCAAAUGACCAGCUCCGAGCAACAGUUUGAAGCACAAGUCGCUCAGCUAGAGAAUGACCUGCAGAGUUUGAGUGCUCGCCUUACGGCCUGUUCGCACAGCCUGUCUCAACUGCAGGACAGCAACACAGAUGAAGAAGUUGUGGAAUGUUGGCAAAAAGCUAAGGAAACCCAAGAAGCCUUGCAGGAGGCGGAAAACAUCACUGAGACACUGAAGGCACAAUUGAAUGAUCUUUGCAGGUUUUCCAAGGACUUAAGCUCACAUUCAGAAAAAGUGUCUUCGUCAAUCAAAGAAUAUAAUAGCCUGUGUUUACAAGCUUCAAAGUACUGUCAGAAUAAGGAGAAGUUGCUGGAGCAGAGAUUCCGGGCUACUUUCAGGGAGUUUCAGCAGUGGAUAAUUAACACCAGGAUCACUACGUGUUUUGAUACCCCUCAGAAUAUUGAUGAGGCAGCUGCAAUAAUCCAAAAAUUACAGGAUUUUCUGUCUGAAAGUGAGGUUGGUCAGAGCAAAUUAAACACACUGAUUUCCAAAGGAGAACUCUUGAGCAAUAUUGUCAGCAAAGAGAGGGCGGAAGCAAUAAAGGUCAAAAUAUCCACUGCAAAAGAGGACUGGAAGAACUUGUUAGCCAACCUGCACCAAAAAGACACAGCGCUCCAGAACUUGCAGGCUCAGAUGAAGGACUUCGAAGCUGGAGUGGGACCGGUGCAGGAAUGGCUUGCAGCAACAACAGCAACAGUGCAAGAAAGCAGCAGUCAGCUGCCCGAUCUGCCUGCAAAGAAAACCGAACAAUUCAGGCUGCAGUCUGUUCUUGAGGAUAUAACCUGCCAUGAAACCCAGUUAAACAAGCUGAAAGAGAAAGCUCAGCACUUAUGGGAAGAACAAGCAUCUAACAAAAGCUUUAUGCACAGAGUUUCUCAAUUAUCUGCUCAGUAUCUAGCCUUAAAUAAUUUAGCCAAGGGGAAGGCUUUAAGAGUGCAGAGAACAGUAAAUGAACACCAGCAGUUUGCCCAGGGGCUGAAGGAGCUACAGGAUUGGCUGGCCGAUGGCAGGCACAUGGUGGAGUCCUACUGCAAUCUGACAGCGGAUAAAGAUGUGUUGGACAGCAGAAUGGCAAAACUCGAGGCUUUGCUGUCUCUCAGACAGGAGAAGGAGAUUCAGCUGAAAAUGGUGCUGACUCGCGGGGAGUUUGUUUUGAGGAGCACCUCCCCAGAUGGCUCCGCUGCUAUUCAGCAACAAAUGCAAGAUCUUAAAGAAUCCUGGGACUCACUUCUCUCCAUCUGUAUCCAAUGUAAAAGUCAGCUUGAAGGGGCUUUAUCUCAGUGGACAAGUUACCAGGAUGAUGUUCGGCAGUUUGUGAGUUGGAUGGACCGAAUGGAGGAAGACCUAAACGUCUCUGACAGGCAGUACACAGAGCUUAGAGAUAAAACUGCAGCCUUGGGCAAAGCCAAGUUGCUGUACGAAGAGGCAUUGAGCCAUGGCAGUCUUGUGGAGACUAUACAAGUCAAAGGUGCCAGCAUGGCUGAGUACUACGUGACACGCCUGGAGCUGCAAGAGCUUCAAGAGCGCUAUAGUAUUCUGAGAGAACGAGCCAAGGAGGGAACAAGAAAAGCUGAGGAAUUGGUUCAGCUUCACCGAGAAUACCAGGAAGGCCUAAAAGUGUUUGAGGACUGGGUGGAGCAGGAAAAGGAGAAGCUCAGCUGCUGUUCACACUUAGGGGGCGAUGUUGAGACCCUCGAAAAUACACUUCGAGACCUAGAGGAUUUAGAGGUGCACUGCACUGAGGGCCAGUCCUUGGUUGAUGCUAUGUUUAGAGCUCAGGAGAAGGUGGCGUUGACAGGAACCUCGUACCUGGAAGAUCGCAUUCUUGAAUCCGUUCAGCAGGAUUGGCACACGUAUCUGCACAAUCUCACCGAAUCCAAGAAGCAGCUUAACACUACACUGGGCAUGCUCAGGCGGCUGGAACAGCUGUUUCAGCAAGCAGACACUUGGCUGUCCAACAUGGAGAGGAAUGUCAGUGUCCAAACUGGAAGAAAGUCUGACCGACUUACAAAGGAGGCUCAGCUACAACAGUUGCAAAUAUGGAACGACGAUAUCCUGGCUCGAAAGGAUAAAGUGGACGAGGUAGGACUGUUGGCUCACCAAGUGCUGGAGGAGAGCCAUAUAAACAGUCGUGUGGGAAGUCAAGCUACCCAACUGGCUGCCAGAUAUCAGGGCAUUCUGCUACAUGUAAUGGAACACGUGAAGCUGCUGAAAGAGGAAUUGAAAACGCUGGAGGAUGCGGAUUCUGCCCUGGGUGCCUUUGCGGCCUGGCAAAGAGCUGCGCAGAAGAACUUCAGAAAUGUGGCAGUCGGGGUGAAUGUGGUGGACAAAGCUGCCAUGGAGAGCAAGAUCAACAAAUUUGAGGUCCUGCAUGUUGACAUUGAUGCUGGUAAUGGUUUGCUGAAGAUGAUCCGCGAGAAGGGUGAAAAGGCCAUUGAAUAUUUGGAGGGAGAUGAAGCCAAGCAGCUUCGGAAGGAGAUGAACGAUCACAUUACUCAGCUGGAAGAGCUGACUGGUGCCAUCAGGAGAGAACGCGGAAAUCUAGAAAAAUGUCUCUAUCUCACAAAAGAGUUCUUGGACAAAUACCAGAGUCAGACCAAAUGGCUGGCAGAAUACCAGGCGAUCCUUCAGAUCCCAGUGGAACCAAAAGCAGAACUAUAUGAAAAGAAAGCCCAGUUAGCAAAAUACAAGACCAUCCAGCAAACGAUUGUGUCUCACGAACCUGGGAUAAAGCUGGUGAUUGAGAAGGGUGAAGCCCUUCUUGAACUCGUUCAUGAUGUAGCCGUCAGUGACAAUUUGGGAAAGUUGCUGUCUGAGUACCAGGAGCUGUUUAACAUGAUCAGGGUUUGCGUGCAGAAUCUGGAAGGGAAAGUAAAAGAGCAUGAAGAUUACAACAGCAACUUGCAGGAGGUCGAAAAGUGGCUGCUGCAGAUGUCUACCAGACUGGUGGCACCGGAUACAACACAAAGCAACAACCUAGAAAUGGCAACCCAGCAUCUGGCCAGACACAAGCCAAUCAUGGAAGAGAUAGCGGGAUUUGAACACGUUUUGACAAGUUUGAAAGGCAAAGGAGACACUCUGAUCGCCAACUGCACGGAGGAGUUGCAGGCAAAGUUUAAACAGCAGGUUGAUGCCAAUCUGCAGGGGAUCAGGGACAGCUACUCUGCCAUUUGUAGCACAGCUCAAAGAGUGUAUUGCAGCCUGGAUCGAGAACUUCAAAAGCACGUCAGCCACCAGGACACACUGCAGCAAUGCCAGAUGUGGCUCAGUACGGUGAAGCAAGAGCUGCAGCUCCAGACUCAGCCUCCAAUCAGCUCAGUUAAUGCACUCAAACAGGUGAAACACUAUCGAACUCUGCAGGAACAAGCCAGUACUUACCUGGAGCUCCUUUGCUCCAUGUGUGACUUAUCAGAUGCCACAGUGAAGAGUGCAGCGACAGAGAUCCAGUGCGCCAAACAAAUGAUUGAGCAGCACCUGGUCAGAUCUCAGGAGCUGGCGCUUGGUUGGGAAGAAAUAAAACGUCAGAAGGCUGAACUCUCAGCCUAUUUCCUGGACACUGAGCAGUAUCUCCAGACCCUGAAGAGACAGCCAGCAGAGCUUGAGCAGAAAAUCACACAGAAGCAGAAGGCCCAGGUUCAGGAAUUGGGUGAACAGUGCCAGUCCAAGCAGAAUAUUAUCACAGCCCUCACAGAGAAAGUCAGCAGCCUAACAAAAGGACACGAGUCCCCAGAACACUCGGAGAUCGGUCAGUUAAGCAACCAGUGGUUAGAAUUGUGCCAUCAGGUCAACUCACUCCUUGUGCUGAGGGAGGAGGACCAGCAAAGGGCAAGGGAUUACCACGAUCAAAUGAAUAUAGUGGAAGUGCUCUUGGACAAGUUCGCCAAAGAAUGGGACAGUUUAGCAAGAGCUGAUGCUGAAAGUACGGCUGGUCACCUGGAAGCCUUGCGGAAACUGGCGAGCGUGGUGCAGAGUCAGAAGGUUGUCCUGGAUGAUCUGAAAGAACAGAAGCAGAAAGUGAUGGAUCGUCUGAACUCUGACGAUAAAGAGUUGGUCAAAGAGCAGACCAGUCACUUUGAGAAACAAUGGCUUCACCUGGAGAAUUUAAUAGAAAAGAAAAUCCAGGCAUCUGUUACAACCUUGGAGGAGAUGAGCCUGUGUCAGGCCAAACUGGAGGAAUUGCUGGAGUGGGCAGGGGACCAACAGCCCAUCUUAUCUGAAGCUCUGAAAUGUAGCCCUCCAGCGGAGCUAGCACAGACUUUGCUGAUAGAUCACAUCACCAUAUGCAACGAACUCGAAUCCCAGCAGUUAGUCCACGGAGCGUCGGUGAAAGAAGCCGAGAGGAUCCUGGCACAUUUGGGACUUGAUGAGCGGCAGCGUUUCCAGGGGACCCUCGUUGAGCUGCAGGAUAAAAUGAAUUCACUGAGUGAGGCGCUCAGUCAGAGGAGAAAGUACCUGAGCAAAGCAUUGUCAGACAGGACGCAGUUCCUCAUGGCUGUCACGCAGGCAAUCAAUUGGAUACAUCAGAAUGAGAAGAAAGCAAUGUCUGAGGAACACAUCGCUCUCAUGCCGCUUGAUGUGAACAAGCAAAUCAGGAUGUGCAGGAACGCACAUAGCGGCCUGAAGGAGCAUCAGAUGGAGGUGACGGCUCUGUGGGCACAAGGGAGGGAGCUGAUGAAGGAGGCUACUGAGGAAGAAAAUGGGGAAAUGUUGAACAAAUUGCAACAGCUGCAGAGUGUAUACGACUCCGGACUACAGAAAUCUGCUCAGAGACUGCAGGAACUGGAAAAAAUCUUAGUUUCACGGAAAUAUUUCAAGGCAGAUAUGGAUAAGGUCUGUUAUUGGCUAAAACAGACCGACAUCAUGACCUUUGCGGAGGUCAGUUUAAUGAACAGCGACCCUGAGUUGUCUUCACAGCUGAGCAAAUACCAACAGAUCCUGGAGGAGUCACCUGAGUAUGAAAAUCUUCUUCUUUUGGUGCAGAGAACUGGCCGCGAGGUGCUGCCGUCACUCAGCGAAAUGGAUCAUUCGUUUUUAGACGAGAAGUUAAAUGCUCUGCCAAAGCAAUUCAAUAGCCUCGUGGCACUCGCAAAAGAGAAGUCUGAUAAGGUUCAGGAGGCGAUUGCAGGCCGUAAGGAGUACUCUUCCCUAAUUGAACUAACCAGCAAGGCACUGAGUGAAUUGGAGGACCAGUUUGUUCUCAUGAGCAAGGCUCGUCUUAACCUUUCUUCAGAAGAGACCACUACACUGCAGGACGAUUACAAAGCUCUUCUCGAAGAGGUUGUGAACCUUGGUAAAGCCGUGGAUGAGCUGAACCAAAGGAAAGAGACAUUUCGGAUUACAGGGCAACCAUGGCAACCGGAUGCCAUGGCAAGUCUAGCCAGCCUUUACCACAGACUAAGACGGCAGAUCGAGAUGAAAGUCAGCCUGUUGGAUGAAACCAUCGCAACUCACAGAGAACAUGAAGAAAUGUCGCUGGAGUUGGAAGAACAGCUGAAGGCUUUGAAAGAUGAACUGCUCAAAGUGAACGAGGAAACCCUUUCCACUGAGGAGAAGCUGAAGAAGUGCUACUCUCUGGCUGGCAGCGUGCAGGAGAGCAGCUCUCUCUUAAAAAAGUUACUGGAACAAGUGGAACAACUGUCACCUGAGCUCGACAGCGGAGUUUAUGAAAUGAGGAGUCAACAAGUCCACUCUUGGCAAGAGGACCUUCAGUUAGCACAAGGGAUGAUAGGGGAGCGAAUCAUGGAAUGUGAGAGCAGACUCGUCCAGAGGAUAGAUUUCCAGAGUGAAAUCCAGCGCACUCUUGAUUGGCUGCGAGAGAUUAAGGGUGAUCUAAGCAUUCCAAUAAAUGUGGACGUAAAGCUUCAGGCAAUCCAGGAAGAGAUUCGGAAAUGCCAGAUCCUCGAGGAAGAAGUACAGUCGAGUCUUAGGAUCAUGGCAGCUCUGAGCAGUAGAGAGAAAGACAAAUACACCCAAGCCAGGGAACUCAUGCCGACUGAGGUAGAGAAGAAUCUCAGGGAACUUUCUCUUCUGGAGGCUGACAUUCAGGAAAGCUUAAGCAUGAAGAAGGCCUCCCUUGAUCAGAUCCAUGCCCUGAUCCAACAUUACCAUCGAGCACUUCAGGAUGUCAGUGGGUGGCUGGAUGACGCCAGUGAGCUUUUACAACAGAGCCGUGAGGGAGUGGAUGUGGAAGGCUCUGAGGAAGCUUUCAGCCGCCAUGCAGAGUUUUUUGAAACAGAAAAUAAUGUGAUGAGCCAGCUCACAGAGCUGCAGAGCUUAGUCCCUGAGCUCUUGCCAUUCCUCAAAGUAGCUGGGAAGGAGCAAGUUCAACAGAGUUCUGCAUCAUUGCAGCAAAAAAGAAGCUGUACAAAUCAGCAAGCUGAAGAACAGAGCAACAUCUUGCAAAGGUGUGUCACAGACUGGCGCACAUAUCAGGAAGCCAGGCAGCAGAUCAUUGAACUGAUGAACCAAGCCGAGAGGAAACUGUCCGAAUUCUCCACCGCCAAGGCAGCGACUAGCCACGAAAGUGAAGAGAAACUGACUCGGCACAAGUCCUUGUUGGACACGGUGAAUUCCUUUCACGAGAAGAUCACAGCGCUGGAGGAGCAGGCCUCACUGUUGGAAAAGCUGGGCAAUGACGCCAGCAAGGCCACCAUAAGCAGGUCAAUGACAACAGUGUGGCAGCGCUGGACCCGGCUCCGCAGUGUGGCCCGAGAGCAGGAGAAGAUGCUGGAGGAAGCGGCGCAUGGCUGGAAAAAUCUCACUAACAAGAUUGAAACAACCACUAUCAUUGUGGAUCAGUUCCAAGACCGGUUACCUGACAGCUCAGUUGAAAAGGCGAGAAAGAAUGAGUUACUCGACCUUUUGGUGUACCAUGAUGGGUUUGCAAAGGAAGUAGAACGGGAACACGCCACUCUAAGCGUACUCAGACAACAAGCCCUGAACAUGCUCCGAGAUGUUGCCAUGCCUUCAACUUCCAUUGAAGACUAUCCAGUAAUGCAUGAAAUUAAAGCUAUGCAGGACAGAUAUGACAAUGUUCGACAGAAAAUAAAGAAAAGCAAGAAAAUGGUUCAACAGGAGCUGAAAGACCGGGAAGACGUGGGAAAUGAAUUACAUAAGAUAAAACAAUGGCUUCAGGAGACAAAGGAAUAUUUGCAGAAACCGCUUGCUGACGCUGAUACUCAACUCCAGGAAUUAAAGGAACUGCAGAAGGAGGUGGCUGCUCGGCAACAGGUUGUUGAGCAGCUCGCAGAAGGACAGCAGAACAAGUAUCUGGAGCUUUAUACCAUUCUGCCCUGUGAGCUGUCUGAGCAGCUGGCUGAGGUGACACUGGCCCUGGGAGCCAUUGAAGAACAGAUGAAAAUAAAGGAAGAAGAAGCUCAACACACAAGAGCAGCGAGCCUGCAGUUUCACAGCAAAAUUGAGAAUGUUUCUGAAGAACUGAAUAAUAUUUCCAGAAAACUUAGCGACAAAGCAAGUGACAUAGUGCAAGCCAAAAUUGAACAAAAGAAAAUCAAGGAUGAUCUGGACAGUUCAAACGUGAAGCUCGUGGAGCUGGAUGCGAUGGUGCAAGAUUUCACAGAGCAAAAUCCUCAACAGAGUAAACAUUUGACAGACAGUGUGAUAAAACUGUCGAGCCUUUAUCAGCAGGUUUGCAGGCAGACAGAAUACCGGGCUGUCAAACUCAACAAGGCUGCUGUACAGUUGGAGGAAUUUCAUGAAAUGCUGGAGUUUGUUCUGCGAUGGGUGGAGAAGGCUCAGUCCCUGGCGUCCAGCACCAUCUCAUGGAACUCAGCGGCUCAACUCAAUGAUCAGUUGAUGACGUACCAGGCGAUCCUGCAGGAAUCAGAUGAAAUCCACAGCGACCUGGAAGCAAUGAACGAGAAGCUAGGUAGCUUCAGCGAUGUGUUCCUAACGGCCAGCAUGUUUCAGCAUGUGGUAGAGCUCAGUCGGCAGACAAAUGAGUUACAGCAACUUAUGCAAACCCGGCUACAAUGUCUGCAAGAUGCAGCCAAGGAUAUGGAAAAGUUUGAAACAGAAGUGAGGAGACUACAAGUGGUGGUGAAGCAGGCCCAAGUCUCUCUCACCUCCCCUGAGCUAACUCGACUGAGCCUCAAGGAACAAUUACCUCAACGACAGCGGUUGUUGGCCAACAUGGAGGGAUUCAAGCAGAGGGUCCAGGCGGUGCAGAGAUGUCAGGCUGCCCUGCGAAUUCCAGAGGAAGUAGUUACACAUCUUCCCAUCUGCCACAUCGCAUUGCGGCUACAGGAUGAAGCAAGUCGCCUUCAGCACACUGCCAUCCAGCAGUGUAACAUCGUGCAGGAGGCUGUGGUGCAGUAUGAACAGUACGAGCAGGAGAUGCAGCACUUGCAGCAGCUGAUCGAGAGAGCUCACUGCCAGAUCCAGGAACACACAGUCGCUACCAGCAACAUCCAGCAGCUACAGGCUCAGAUCUCACGGCACGAGGAAUUCGCCCAGAAGAUCAAAAGCUACCAGGAGCAGAUAGCUGCGCUGAAUUCCAAGUGUAAGAUGCUGACGGUGAAAGCGAAACAUGCCACUAUGCUGCUGACGGUGUCUGAGGUUGAAGGGCUUUCUGAAGGGAUGGAGGAGCUGGAGGGUGAGCUCCUCCCCUCACACUCAGCUCACCCCUCCGUGGUGAUGAUGACAGCUGGCCGCUGUCACACACUCCUCUCACCUGUCACAGAGGAGUCUGGGGAAGAGGGGACCAACAGUGAGCUUUCCUCUCCUGAUGCCUGUCGUUCUCCCUCACCUGUGGCUAAUAGUGAUGUUUCUGUUGCUGCUCAGGAUAACGCUUAUUGUCGGGCAUUGUCCACUGAGGAGCUGCAGACAACAGCUACAGACACUCAUGAGGUCUUGAGUGCAGGGCCGCUGGAGGAACUGUUUGAGCCGGGGCUGGGGGAGACUGCCACCUCAAAGAUCGACGAUCUGCAGCGCUCCUGGGAAACACUGAAGAAUGUGAUCAGUGAGAAGCAACGCACUCUUUAUGAAGCCCUUGAACGACAACAAAAAUACCAGGACUCCGUUCAGUCGGUUUCCACAAAGAUGGAGUCUAUCGAGAGGAAGCUGGGUGAAGCAUUAGUUACAGACAGCAGUCCUGAGAGUCAGCUAGAGGCACACCAGGCCUUGAUGGAUGAGAUUGUGACGCUGCAGGAUGAGAUCAAUGAGCUCCAGAUUUGCUUUGCUGAAGAGCUGGUGUCGGACACGCUGGACACGGAGACGUCCGAGCAGCUGGCCAUGCAGUCCACACUCACCGUACUCGCAGAGAGAAUGGCCACCAUCAAGAUGAAAGCCUUGGGAAAGAGACAACUCUUAGAGGAGAAACUGAAUGAACUGGUUGAGGAAGAGCGUCAGGAACAAGCCCUGCAGCAGUACUGCACUGAGGCCGAGGAGCUCAACAAUUGGCUUUUAAUUACAAAGGCUACGUUGGACACUACUCUAAGAGCUACUGAGGAGCAAAUGGAAAUGGAGGAGCAGCUCAUUGAUUGUCAGAACAUGCUGGGGGAGAUUGAGCAGAAGGUGAUGACCAUCUCGGAGCUCUCCGUGCACAGUGAGAGCCUGCUGCUGAUGGAAGGGAAACCCCGCACCAGAGAGGACGCUGAGCACCUGACGGAAAAACUUCGCAACCUAAAGGGAAGCCUUGUUGAGCUGCAGAAAAUGUUACAGGAAAAACGCAUCAAUAUCCAGCAUGGCAUGGUGCAAGAGAAAGAGGAUACGGAAAGUGAUUCCACCUUCCACACGAGCCCCAGCCUUCAUGAAUGGCUGGUACAGGCUCGGUCUACUCGCUGCCAACACCAACAGGAUAGCUUGCAGAGACAGAAGGAGCUGGAGGAGCAGCUUGCAGAACAAAAAGACCUGAUACGAUCUGUUGCAAGCAGUGGAGAGAAACUUCUGACCCAACAAACCAGUGCCGAGUUCAUUGGUGAUGAGCAGAAGUCACCAAUCAACAAUGUUGCCCAGCCUGAAAUUGUAUCACAGGAGCUUGGUUUCGAGGGCCACAAAGUUUCUGCAUUGCAUCAGAUGAGAGCGAAAUGGCAAAAGCUCCAGAAAGAGAUUUACGGCAAAGAGAAAAUGUUUAAAGCUUCUUUGGAGAGGGAUCAGGACCAACAGGUUUAUGGGAGGUCCACUGGUGUAGCGAGCAGCUUGGCAUUGUUUAAAGGAGAAGCCCACACCCUGGACAAAUCUGUGCAGGCAGUUAAGUCUCUGUUUGGUGGGAUGAGUCAAGCAAUUGAAGAUGUUUCAACUCGGGGUGAAGAUGCUGAGGAACAAAGCCUUUACCUGGAGCAGAAGCUAUACAGUGUUGUUUCAGCAGCUUCCCACUGGCUGGAUGGUGUUGAAGAUCACUUGCUUGCCAGUGCAAGUUUCUUACCUGAAAAGAUGGAAGUGCACCUGUAUUACCAAGAGAGUCUUGCCAAAGAUAUCGAAGAAGUGACUAAAGAAUUGGACACGAAAACAAAUGCCUUCCUCAGUGUCCUACCCGAGACCAGCAGAAAUCAGGAUGUUAUUGAAGAGACCCUGAACUGCAUGCAGGAGCGAUUGAGUGUGCUAGAAACAGCAGUGAAACAGCGCUGUGAGCAAAUGAAGGAUCGACUGCAGGAGCUGAUGGAGUAUCAGACUGAACUGAAGCUGCUGUUUACCUCCUUAGCUGAUUAUAAAUAUAUUAUUCUACAAAAACUAGCUGAUGCUUUGGAGCGCCCUGUUACAGAGCAACUGCAGGCUAUUCUGCAGACAGAAGAUGGCCUUAAAGAAUAUGAGAUUCGGAUCAGUGAGUUAAAGGAACGUGGAGAGGCAUUGAAACCAGACCAAGCUCUCCUGCUGGAUCUUUCUAAAGUUCAGGAUAUGUAUGAGGAGUUGAUGAUGAUUGUUGGCUCCAGGCGCAGUUCCUUAAACCAGAGCCUGGCAUUGAAGGAUCAGUAUGAACAAGCUCUACAGGAUCUAGCUGAUAUGACCGACACAGGCCAAGAAAAAAUGACAAUGGACCAGAAGAUCCUUGUGAACUCCAGGGGCGAUGUCCAGCAUCUCCUGGAUAAGCACAAAGAAUUUUUCCAAGGAUUGGAGUCCCAUCAAAUUCUUACAGAGACCCUGUUUAAAAAAGUAAGCUUGUGCAUCCACCAAAGGGAAACAGACUCCAAGAUAGAAUUGAUGGACAAGACCUCGACAUUACUGAAGCAGGCUCACAGGAGGGGUGUAGAGCUGGAAUGCAUUUUAGAGACUUGGAGUCGUCUGCAGGAGGAUUAUGAGCUACUAUACAGGCAGCUGGAGACGGUAGAGAACAGCAUUCCCAGUGUUGGACUGGUGGAAGAAUCUGAAGAGAGACUAGCCGAGCGGAUUACACUGUAUCAGCGCUUGAAAAUCAGUUUGACAGACCGUCAGCCGCAGCUGUAUCAAGUGUUAGAUGAUGGGAAGAGGGUGUUGACAUCAAUCACCUGUCCUGAGCUGGAGCUUCAGAUUCCCCAGCUGGGCGAGCGCUGGCUUUCCAGCCACACCAAGGUGUCCAAAGAGCUUCAUCGCCUGGAAACAGUUCUCACUCACUGGAAUAGGUACCAGACUGAAUCUGCUGAGCUGAAGCAAUGGCUGCAGUCAGCCACCGAGCGCCUGGAAUUCUGGACCAUGCAGUCCAUAACCGUCCCACAAGAGCUGGACUCUGUGAGGGACCAUCUCCAGUCCUUCCUGGAGUUUACUAAAGAAAUUGAUUCAAAAUCUUCGCUUAAGUCCUCGGUGUUGAGCACCGGAAAUCAGCUGCUGCGGUUGAAGAGGGUGGACACCUCAGCACUGCGCUCUGGGCUGGCCCAGAUCGACGCUCAGUGGACAGAGCUGCUUGCACAGAUCCCAGUGGUCCAGGAGAAAUUACAUCAGCUUCAGAUGGAGAAACUGCCUUCUCGCAGUGCAAUCGGUGAGAUCAUGACCUGGAUCUCACUCAUGGAGAAGGUCAUUGAAGAGGAUGAAACGAUAAUAAAAAAUGCAGUGGGAUCACAGAUGAUCGAGCAAUUCCUCAAAAAAUACAAGGGUUUCAAGAUUGAUUUGUCCUGUAAGCAGCUGACGGUGGACUUUGUGAACCAAUCAGUGCUGCAGAUCAGCAGCCAGGACGUGGAGAGCAAGCGCAGUGAUAAAACCGACUUUGCCGAACGCCUGGGGGUGAUGAACAGAAAGUGGCAGCUUCUGCAGCGUCUCAUUACUGAGAAGGUCCAGGAAUUGGAAGGCUUGUUGGAGUCAUGGAUGGAGUAUGAGAACGGUGUGCAGUGCUUGAAAACCUGGUUUGAAGCCCAGGAAGAAAGACUGAAGAAACACCAGCAGAUUGGUGACUCAGCCUCAGUCCACAAUGCUCUGAAGGAUUGCCAGGAGCUGGAAGAUCUGAUUCGAGGAAAAGAAAAAGAAAUGGAGAAAGUUGAACAAUAUGGCCUUUUCCUGAUCCAGAAGAAGGAGGAGGAAUCUUGCAGUGGUGUGAUGGACACACUCCGAGAACUCAGUCUUUCUUGGGCUAACCUGGACCAUCUGAUUGGCCAAUUAAAGGUUGUCCUCCAGUCUGUGCUGGAACAGUGGAAUGUUUACAAGGAAGCCUAUGAGGAGAUUAAUGGUCACUUGAUGGAGGCCAGAUAUUCUAUUUCUCGCUUCCGUCUGCUGACAGGCUCACUGCAAGCUGUCCGAAUCCAGGUAGACAACCUGCAGAACUUACAAGAGGAGCUGGAGAAGCGGGAGGGUAGUUUGCAUAAUUUCGGUUCUGUGACUGAUCAGCUGUUAAAGAAGUGCCAUCCGCCAGUCAACGACACACUCAAUGCAACUCUGAAUGAUGUUAAUCUCAGAUGGAAUAACUUACUUCAGGAUAUCGUAGAGCAAUUGCACUCCAGCAAAGUCUUGCUCCAACUAUGGCAGAAAUAUAAGGAUUUUUACAGCCAGCGCUUGGUAACUGUACAACAGCAUGAGGAGAGCAGUAACGAACUGAUUAAGAGAGUUACAAACAGGGAUAUUGCUGAUGAGGAGGUCACAAAUUGGAUUCAGGCCUGUGAUGAGGUGUUGAAGGACUUGAGAUCACUACAGGAUUCACUUCAUAUUCUCCUGGAGCUUGAAGAACAGCUGAAACAGCAGGUUGACCCUUCCGCAGCGGCUGCUAUUCAAUCAGAUCGACUGUCCCUUAUCCGGCGGCUGUCUGCUCUCGAACAAGGUCUCAUAAGGCAACGGAGUGUACUACAGGCUGGUGUCCAGGAUUAUGAGUCAUUCAGCAAGAAGCUAGAGGCCUUGGAGCAAUGGAUUGUGGAAGCUGAAGAAAUGCUAAAACUGCAAGAUCCCAAUCGCUCAUCUGACCUGACUAUAAUUCAGGAACGGAUGGAAGAACUUAAGAUCCAGAUGCUGAGGUUCAGCAGCAUGGUGCCUGACCUGGAUCGUCUGAAUGAACUGGGCUACAGGCUGCCCCUAAAUGACAAGGAAAUCAAACGCAUGCAGACAUUAAACCGACACUGGUCAGCGAUCUCUGCCCAGACCACUGAGAGAUUCAGCAAGCUGCAGGCCUUUUUGCUGCAGCACCAGACCUUCCUCGAGAAAUGUGAAACAUGGAUGGAGUUCCUGGUGCAAACUGAGCAGAAACUGGCCGUGGAGAUCUCAGGGAACCACCAGAAUCUGCUGGAGCAGCAGCGAGCACAUGAGCUGUUUCAGGCAGAGAUGUUCAGCCGACAGCAGAUCCUGCACUCGAUCAUCAGUGACGGACAGCACCUACUGCAACAAGGGCAGGUGGAUGAUAGGGAUGAGUUUAACUUGAAGCUGGCUAUGUUAAGUAACCAGUGGCAGGGAGUGAUCCGACGGGCACAGCAGAGAAGAGGAAUCAUUGACAGUCAGAUCCGCCAGUGGCAGCGUUACCGGGAGAUGGCCGAAAAGUUGAGGAAAUGGUUGGUGGAAACGUCCUGUCAGCCGCAGACCAGGCUGGGCAGUGGCACAUGCAUCCCACUGCAGCAGGCCAGGGCUUUGCUGGAUGAGGUGCAGUUAAAAGAGAAAGUGCUGCAGCGGCAGCAGGGGAGCUAUAUCCUGACAGUGGAGGCUGGUAAGCAACUCCUGCUCUCAGCUGAUGGUGGUUCCGAGGCUGUCCUGCAUACUGAGCUCACCGAGAUCCAAGAGCAAUGGAAGGCUGCUCACGUCCACCUGGAGGAGCAAAGGAAACAACUCACCAUUUUACUAAAAGACUGGGAACGAUGUGAGAAACAAAUCUGCGCUUCCCUUGAGAAACUGAGGUCUUUCAAAAAGAAGCUCUCUCAGCCGCUGCCUGACCACCAUGAAGAGCUACACACUGAGCAGAUGAGAUGCAUGGAACUGGAAAGCUCCUUCGAAGGAUGGACUGACGACCUGACCCAUCUCUCAAUUCUGAAGGACACACUGUCUAACUAUGUUAGCGCUGAUGAUCUUUCAAUACUGCAGGAACGCAUUGAGCUUUUACAUAGGCAGUGGGAUGAACUGUGCCACCAGGUGUCGUUGCGCAGGCAGCAGGUCACAGAGAAACUGAAUGAGUGGGCAGUGUUCAAUGAGAAGAACAAGGAACUCUGCGAAUGGCUGACCCAAAUGGAAAGCAAAGUUUCACAGAAUGGAGACAUCAGCAUUGAGGAAAUGAUCGAUAAGCUGAAGAAGGAUUACCAGGAGGAAAUCUCAGCCGCCAGUGAGAACAAGAUGCAGCUGCAGCAGAUGGGCCAACGGCUUGUUCGAGCCAGCCAUGAAAGCAAAGCAUCUGAGAUCGAGUACAAACUGGGCAAAGUCAGCGACCGUUGGCAGCACCUCUUGGACCUAAUUGGCGCACGAGUGAAGAAGCUGAAAGAGACACUGGUUGCUGUGCAGCAGCUGGAUAAGAACAUGAGCAGUUUGCGAUCCUGGCUUGCUCACAUUGAGACUGAGCUGUCAAAACCCAUUGUGUACGAUACCUGUGAUUCUCAAGAAAUCCAGCAAAAGCUCACUGACCAGCAGGAGUUGCAGAGAGAUAUUGAGAAGCACAGCACCGGGGUAGCUUCGGUCCUCAACCUGUGUGAAGUUUUGCUUCACGAUUGCGAUGCCUGUGCCACUGAGCCGGAGUGUGAUUCAAUCCAACAGGCCACGCGUAAUCUGGACAGGAGGUGGAGAAACAUCUGUGCAAUGUCCAUGGAAAGGCGACUGAAAAUUGAAGAGACCUGGAGAUUAUGGCAGAAGUUCUUGGAUGAUUACUCCCGCUUUGAGGACUGGCUGGAAACUUCGGAGCAAACAGCUGCUUACCCCAAUUCCUCUGGCGUUCUCUACACAGUUGCCAAAGAGGAGCUUAAGAAAUUUGAGGCUUUCCAGCGACAAGUCCAUGAGAGCCUGACUCAGCUGGAGCUGAUCAAUAAGCAGUACAGACGGCUAGCCCGUGAAAACCGCACUGACUCAGGCUGUAAACUCAAACAGAUGGUGUACGAGGGCAAUCAGCGCUGGGAUAACCUGCAGCGAAGAGUCACAGCUAUUCUGAGGAGGUUGAAGUAUUUUAUUGGACAACGAGAGGAAUUUGAAACGACUCGUGAGAGUAUCCUAGUCUGGUUGACAGAAAUGGACCUGCAGCUGACAAACAUUGAGCACUUCUCAGAAUGUGACAUUCAAGGCAAAAUUAAACAACUCAAAGCAUUUCAGCAAGAAAUCUCCCUCAAUACAAAUAAGAUUGAACAGAUCUUCACUCAAGGAGAACAGCUGAUUGAGAAGAGUGAGCCUCUGGAUGGGACAAUAAUCGAAGAAGAGCUUGAUGAGCUCCAUCGCUACUGCCAAGAGGUCUUUGGGCGAGUGAACCGUUACUACAAGAAACUAAUGCAACUUCCUCUGACUGAUGAUGAGAUGUCUGACAGGGAGACGGACUUGGAUGACAGCACUGACCUCUCGAGCUUAAGUUGGCACGACAGAUCUACAGACAAUGCAGCGUCCAAUCUCUAUGGAGUGAGCAGGUCUCUGCCCAUGAUGCAAAACUCCAGAGACACUCGCUCGGGGCGGGAUACUCCAGCCAGUGUCGACUCCAUCCCAUUGGAGUGGGAUCACGAUUACGAUUUAAGCCGAGGCUUGGAAACUGCUGUAGCACAAGCGCUUAUUACUGACAAGGAGGAUGUGCUCGAGGAUAGCGAUGACUAUUUCCAAGGAGCUGCUGAAAUCACAGAUGUAGUGAUCCCUGAAAGCCCAGAGGCCUAUGUAAAACUGACUGAAAGUACUUUGAGAUCAACCUCUGGUGAACCAGGUUCUCUGGAAACCCACAUCCUCCAGUUGGACAAAGCAUUAGAUCGCAGUCGAUACCAUCUACAACAGACAGAAAAUGUCAUUCGCAGCAAAACGCCCACAGGCCCUGAGCUAGACUCCAGCUACUGGGGAUAUAUGAAGUUGUUGUCUGAGUGCCGAGGUAGCAUAGAGACUGUGAAAAGAGUUGGACAAAAACUCAAGGAGGAAGAAGAUAAAUUUUCUGGGUUUAUUAACCUAACCAGCACAGAAAAACAGACUUCUGGAGUGGUUGAACGCUGGGAGCUGAUCCAGGCACAGGCCCUCAACAAGGAGCUGAGGAUGAAACAGAACCUGCAGCAGUGGCAGCAGUUUAACUCUGACCUGAGCAACAUCUGGAAUUGGCUGGGAGAGACCGAGGAGGAGCUGGAGCAGCUCCGCAGACUUGACAUCAGUACAGACAUCCAGACCAUAGAACAUCGCAUUAAAAAACUGAAAGAACUGCAAAAGGCAGUCGACAACCGCAAAGCCAUCAUAUUAUCUAUCAACCUGUGCAGUGCAGAAUUCACUCAGUCGGAUACCAGCGAUGCCCAGGAACUUCAGGAACGCCUGAGGCAAAUGAACAAGCACUGGGACCGAGUGUGCUGUCAGCUGGAUCACUGGCGCACCUCUCUCCAAGAUGCCCUCAUGCAGUGUCAUGACUUCCACGAGAUGAGCCAUGGGCUGUUGCUCUGGCUGGAGAAUAUAGACCGAAGACGAAAUGAAAUCCUACCCAUUGAUCCCAACCAGGAUCCAGACACAUUGCAGGACCACCACAAAACCCUGAUGCAAAUCAAACGUGAGUUGCUGGAGUCCCAGCUGAAAGUAGCAUCCCUUCAAGAGCUGUCCGGCCAACUACUAGUAAAUGCUGAGGGUAGAGAUUGUCUUGAGGCAAAGGAGAAAGUUCAUGUCAUCGGGAACCGCCUGAAGCUGCUUCUGAAAGAGGUCAUCCAUGACCUGAAGGACCUAGAGAGGCUGCUGGAUAUCUCUGGCAGUCAACUAGAUCUUGCGUCUUGGUCUUCAGCAGAUGAAUUGGACACAUCAGGAUCUCUGAGUCCUGUGUCUGGUGGAAGCACUCCCGUCCGUCCCCGGCUGCCACGAGGCAAAUCUAGCCUCUCACAGCCUGGACCCUCUGUCAGCAGCCCUCACAGCAGAUCCCACGAAAGAAAUCUCAAAGGUUCUUCCCAUUCUGAGCAGCAGGGAACCCAGCGGAAACCUUCCUUCUUCCUGCGGGUGCUAAGAGCUGCUUUACCACUGCAGCUUUUGCUGUUGCUAUUGAUUGGCCUAGCCUGCCUCGUACCAAUGACCGAGGAAGAUUACAGCUGUACUAUGUCUAACAACUUUGCUAGGUCCUUCCAUCCCAUGUUGAGAUACACCAACGGCCCUCCUCCAAUAUAAGCCAUUAGAAUAUGUAAACAAGUGAAGUCAUUUGUGUAGAAGGCCUUUCUCACUAAGGAGGAAGAAAAGGCUUUCACUCUGUCUCAUUGUGCUAGCACAAUACCUCAUUGGCUGGUCGGCCAAUUCCUCCUUAAACCAGCUUGCAACAAGUACAGCUCCAAAUCAGUUCUCCGUACCUGUCCCCUCCUGUGCUUAAUGAAUUUAAAGAGAAAUGUAAAAUAUGAUUUAAAUAGCUUUUUGAUGGUAAUUAUUUUUUUACAGUUUUGGUUUUGGCAUGGCCAUGUUUAACUGAGCUUUUAAAAAAAUAAUCCUCUUGAAUGUCUGGAUGCAAAUUGUAUAAAUGUGAAAGGCACUUUCGAACCAGGGUUUAAAUGAGGUUAAGUAGAUUCUGGUGGUUUUUAUGAAACUAUUAUUGGGGAUAAAGUGGAGCAGGUUAUUUAUGUAUGUACAGUUUGUUAAAGCUGAUCCUUGUUUCUUUGCAAUUAUUAUACAUACUAAUCAAUUAAACUUGUGUUCUGGUUUAUUUCUUUUCAAAGUCCACACUGUGAUUUACACAGCUGUCCCUCCCUGUAUUGUUUUCAGGAUUUAGCUGAAUGAAACCCUGUAAAUUCCAAUCUCUUAACUAUGUUCAGAGCCCUCGAUCUGAACACAAUGAUCCCAGAUGAAACAAGAGAUGAUUAGUUUCUUCUUUAUUAAGGGAAGAUGCUGAACCACACAGUUGAUCAACACAGUUGCUUUGAACUAUCAUGUAAUGGUGACAUUCUCAGAUAAUGGUCCAGCUAUGAUGAACAUUUUUCUAUCCAGGAGCAACCUCUUGUGUCUAUAAAUAAAUAUAGAAAACUGGUUCUUUGGGUGAUGUACAGAACCAAACUUGGUUGCUGAUUAAAAGUUGUUUGUUUCUUCUGCA